AUGGAAGUUUUCAUGCGAGGCCUACCACUGGACUUGACAGACCAAGGGCUUCGGACCCAUCUAGCGCCCCUGGUGAAGGCACUGUACAUCAAGGACUGGUCCUGCCAGAAACCACGCAAGAAGACAUUCGGAAGUGUCACCUUCCUGCUGUAUACGGAUGGCCAAAAAUUUCUACAGGGACAUGGAGAGCAGGCUAUGCCUCCUGGGAUGUUCUCUAAGUACCAAUCUAAAGCUCGUUUGAUGAUCCUGGGCAAACACGUCUAUUGCAGCCUCAGCAAGAAGUCUCCCGACCCUUUCCUCUUGAAGUGCUUAACGAAGUCAGCAGAGGAUCGACGAGCAGGCAGCGAGCUUCCUCCCUCAGCUGAUCAAGAUGACAAGAUCGUCUUUCGCACGCAAGCGUUCUCGUGCGGGAUAUACCAGUAUGUGGACAGCCAGUUGGUUUACUCUCCGGAGGUGGAAUGGAAAUUUGCAGCCGGAACAGCCAAGUUCGUUAAGAAGGCUUUGAUCCUUGAAUACGAAGAUGAGUUCGGCCGCACGAGGGUUGAGAUACCAUAUCGAACAGUGGAGAGCAUCGUAGCCACCUCACGACCUGCUGCGCUCGUAUUGACCCUAUGGGAAACACCUCGACUCUUCGGUACAAAUGAGCCGGAUCUGGCGGAUCUAAUGGCUGCACUACUGCUACAGAAAAACACAAACACUAAGCGACGGCUUACAGGACUCCCAAGCCACAGUUCAUCGCAUCAUAAAGUUGUUGGCCAAGCGUUGGUGUACCGCAUCUGCGUUUCUCCAGUUGACUUCUACACACUGUCAAAUCUGUUGAUCCAGCGCGAAGUCCUCAGCGUCAUCCGACAUGAUCUCACUGUAUUGCCGUCGCAUGCACAUCUCAGCCUGAAGAAAGGUAUGGAGCUCCUGAAUCAGACCAUCCAAGAAACGAGCCGCGCGGUCCCCUUCGCGGUUAUGUUUCAGCUAGAAGCUUUGGCAAGAAACGCGUUCUUGCCUCCUUGGACUGUUCAGAGUCUAUUGUGGAAGAUCAACACGCGGCUCGAGGAGUCCCUCGAUCCGGAUAUGAAAUAUUCUCUAGAGAAACCCCUCGUUUCAGCAGAGGCUGUUCGAAAGCUACUUUCCCAAAUACCUUUCCCGGGCAUCGAUAUCGAUGCUUCGGUGUUCGACCCCGAGAAGAUCUGGGAUUACCUUGAACAGAACGAACAAGAAAUACAGAGUGGUUGUCACAAAGAUCUCAUAACCGAAAGGGGGCGGGAAAACCUCACCAUGGUCCACAAGAUCACCGUUACGCCCACAGGUAUCACGCUCCAUGGCCCUGAUCCCGAAGCCAGGAAUCGUAUCCUGCGGCGUUUUCCGGAUCACACUGAAUACUUUUUGCGCGUUCAAUUCUGUGAUGAAGACGGCACCGGUCUACAGUUCAAUUCAAGAGUCUCCAAUGAAGAGAUCUAUGAAAAGUUCAAACAAAUCAUGAUCAAUGGGAUUGCGAUCUGCGGUAGGGUGUAUGGAUUCUUGGGUUACUCUCACUCAUCCUUGCGAAGCCAUUCGGCCUGGUUCAUGGCUCCAUUCUGGCACAAAGACCGCUUAGAGACUUAUUUCACGGUCAUACCGACGCUAGGCAAAUUCGGUGACAUUUAUUCACCAGCUCGCUGCGCAGCUCGCAUUGGCCAAGCAUUUUCGGAGACUCCAUUCGCAAUCUCGCUGGAUUAUCACGGCGUACGACAUGCCACGAUGCCAGACAUUACGACGGGAGAUGGGCAGCAUAUGUUCAGCGAUGGUGUGGGGACGCUUUCUCGUGCAGCUGUCGAAGCCAUCCGAGAUUCGAUUCCUCAGAAGAAGGGUGCUGCUACCUGCUUUCAGAUCCGGUGGGGUGGAGCUAAAGGCAUGCUCGCACUAGAUGAUCGCCUCGAAGGUACCACGAUGAAUGUUCGAGAUUCGAUGGUCAAGUUUGAGAGUGCCGAUAUCGAAAAUCUGGAAAUUUGCGAUGCUGCAAACAAGCCCAUUCCGCUGGUCUUGAACCGACAGAUGGUCAAAAUUCUCGAAGAUAUGCGUUUGCCGGCUAAUUGGUUCUUAGAACAGCAAGCCACUGCAUUACGCAAGCUACAGUUCGUUACAGCGCACAUCGCAAAUACCGCGGGUUUCCUCAAGCGUCAAGGCGUCGCCGAUCGUAUUGGUUUCCCACAACUGAUCAGGCGCUUAGAAUCCGACGGUAUCGACUAUAGAAGAGAUCAAUUCAUGCGCUCAGUUGUAGAGACGGCUGUACUUCGUGAGCUGCGCCUCAUGAAGUAUAAAGCGCGUAUUCCCAUUGAGCAAGGCGUUACACUAUUCGGGAUCAUGGAUGAAACAGAAUAUCUAGAGGAGGGUGAAGUUUUCGUUGUGUUUGACCAUGCAUCUUUCAUUGGCUCCCACACACUGGAUCUGGACAACCGCCAAAUGCUCAUCACUAGGUCACCAGCACUGCAUCCAGGCGAUAUCCAGGUUGCGACCAACAUCAUCCCCCCGGAACAUCACCCACUGAGGGCUUUGAGAAAUUGCAUCGUAUUCUCUCAAAAAGGAGCACGAGAUCUGCCAAGUUGUUUGAGUGGAGGAGACCUCGAUGGUGAUACGUACAGUGUGAUAUGGGAUAAAGUAGCGGUGUCCGGGUGUCAGUGCAUCUACACGCCUGCCAAAUAUCCUCGCACUGCCCCUCUGAACAUCGGACGCACUGUAGAGAAGAAAGACAUGACCGACUUCUUCAUUCAAUUUAUGGCCACAGAUCAGCUCGGGCUCAUUGCGACUAGGCAUAUGAUCUUGGCAGAUCAACGGCCUGCCGGCACAGCUGAUCCAGAUUGUGCGAUGCUUGCGGAAUUGCAUUCAACUGGUGUAGACUAUUCCAAAACAGGAAUACCGGUCAAUAUGGAGACGUUCAAGAAUAUCAGAACGAACAAAUAUCGACCUCACUUUCUUGCGCCCAGCGGGUUCACUUACAUCAAGGACAAAGCCCAAAUCGAGUUUGACAUGCCCACACGCCCACGUGAAGAUGAAGAGAAGGACGAAGAUGAUAAUCUUGGACCACAGUAUCUAUACUAUCGCUCUGAGAAGAUCAAUGGACUUCUCUAUGACGCUAUUGAUGAACGGAAGAUCUGGUAUGAGGACAUAAAGGGUAGCAGCAAGACUGACGGAGCGGUAUGGACCGACUUUCUGAACCAAAUGAAACGCCAAUGCAAGAUGCAGCUCGGAGCCGUUCAUUGGGAGCACUUGAGAGAUGAAGCAUUCAGCAUUCGUCACGCGUAA
Didymosphaeria variabile is the source of this 3273-nucleotide messenger RNA. RefSeq lists its product as uncharacterized. Lineage: Eukaryota; Fungi; Ascomycota; Dothideomycetes; Pleosporales; Didymosphaeriaceae. Gene Ontology annotation, biological process: siRNA processing. Gene Ontology annotation, cellular component: nuclear RNA-directed RNA polymerase complex. The transcript has 7 exons. Gene Ontology annotation, molecular function: RNA-directed RNA polymerase activity. The record is from RefSeq and is a predicted model, not a curated record. Bases 1 to 3273 code for a protein of 1090 amino acids.